This is a messenger RNA of Orbilia oligospora ATCC 24927, 936 nucleotides long. RefSeq lists its product as uncharacterized. The record is from RefSeq and is a predicted model, not a curated record. NCBI's taxonomy places the organism in Eukaryota, Fungi, Ascomycota, Orbiliomycetes, Orbiliales, Orbiliaceae. The transcript has 3 exons. Gene Ontology annotation, cellular component: nucleus; Rpd3S complex; NuA4 histone acetyltransferase complex. Bases 1 to 936 code for a protein of 311 amino acids. Gene Ontology annotation, biological process: chromatin organization; regulation of DNA-templated transcription.
AUGCCUCCAAAGGCUGCCAAGCAAGCUCCUCCACUCUACGAAGUCAGCGAACGAGUUCUCUGCUUCCACGGGCCUCUCUUGUACGAAGCUAAGGUUCUCGAGAUCAAGAAUCCUGGCGAGCCUGGUGCUAGCUACAGCUACAAGGUUCACUACAAAGGAUGGAAGUCGAGCUGGGACGAAUGGGUUCCUCAGGACCGUGUUCUUGGAUGGAAUGAUGAGAACCUUCAGAAGCAAAAGGAGCUACGGGAUGAGCAUAAUCCCAAGAAGAAGGUUGAGAAGGACAAGAAGCCAGCUCAUACUGAAGAACCCGUUGUCCCGACUGUUCGAGGCCAGAAGCGUGCCCGAGAAAUGGACAUGGAUAAGGUAUCUUACCAUUUCUCUUCUCACAAAAGAAUAAAUCUGACAGGCUGCCAGGAGGAGGACUUUAUUAAACGUCACGAAAUCAAACUCAAUGUCCCCGAGAUUAUCAAGUCGCUCCUUGUCGAUGAUUGGGAGAACGUUACCAAGAACGGUACUCUCGUCAAGCUUCCUCGAGAUAUUACCGUGACCAUGUUCCUGAACGACUAUUUCGAAUCUACGGAACCAAGCUAUCCUGCUGGGAGCCAACAGCGACAAUCUUAUGAGGAAAUUAUUCAAGGCCUUAGAGCGUACUUUGACAAAUGCCUCGGAACCAUGUUGCUCUAUCGCUUCGAGCGCGACCAGUACAACGAGAUCAAGAAGGACUAUCCGGAUAAGAACAUGUGCGAUCUAUACGGGACAGAGCAUCUUCUCAGACUCUUUGUUACCAUGCCGGAGCUUAUCGCGCACACCAAUAUGGAUACUCAGGCUGUCAACUCCCUCCGUGAUCACUUGGAUAAUAUAAUGCUGUUUAUCUCGCGAAAUCAUGAGAAGUACAUCCUGUCAGAGUAUGAACAACUGCUCAAAUACUCUCAAUAA